UGGCUAUUAAGUGUAAAGUUACGUUUAAGCAUUGAUAUUUGAUUUAGAAGUAACAGUUUUAAGAGUAGAAUAAUUAAAAACAAAAAAACUGCUGCGUACGAGUUAAAUAAAGUACGAUUUAUUUCUGUUAUAAUGUAUGAAAUAUUUAUUAAACAUUUGAACAAUACUCUUCGAAAUGUCAUUAAAACACCUAAAGUGGUAAUAAAUCUUUCUUCUUCGAAACAUAGGAGGUAUUUUAGUACAAUAAAUAAUAAAAAUAAACAUCAGUUUGAUGGUCCGGAUCUAAAAGAUUUCAUCUCGAAAGAUGCCCCUACUGAGUUACAUGAGAUAAUACAUAUUAAAGAAAAAGUUCCUUAUAUUGAUAUAAUCAAUUCAGGACAAAAUCGCAAAGUUUAUAUAGAAGUCUAUGGUUGUCAAAUGAAUGUAAGUGAUUCUGAAAUUGUUUGGUCUAUAUUAAAAGAAGAUGGGUAUAUUAAAUCAAAUAGUAUAUAUGAGGCUGAUAUAGCUUUACUUGUAACUUGUGCUAUUAGAGAUAGUGCUGAAAAUAAAGUAUGGACAAGAAUUAAACAAAUUCGAUCAGUAAAACGCUGGCGAGGUAAAUUAGAUCCAUUGAAAAUUGGAAUUUUAGGAUGCAUGGCAGAAAGGUUAAAAGAAAAAUUAGUUGAUCAAGUUAAAGGAGGUGUUGAUCUAGUUGCUGGUCCAGAUAGUUAUAGAGAUUUACCUAGGCUUUUAGCCAAAACACAUGUGGGUCAGAAAGCUGUCAAUGUUUUAUUAUCUGUUGAUGAAACAUAUGCUGAAAUCAAACCGGUUAAAUUGAAUGACGAUAAUGUUACUGCAUAUGUGUCAAUAAUGCGAGGUUGUAAUAACAUGUGCACUUACUGCAUUGUACCUUUUACUAGAGGUCGAGAACGUUCUAGGUCUGUAGAAUCUAUAAUAAAUGAAAUCAAGUAUUUAUCAGAUAAAGGUUUUAAAGAAGUUACAUUAUUAGGUCAAAAUGUGAAUAGCUACUGUGAUUUAAGUACUUCUUCACAUUUUAUUCCAUCUAUUGCCACUUUAUCAUCAGGUUUUAAAACAGUUUAUAAACCUAAAAAAGGUGGUGUUCGUUUUGCUGAACUUUUAAAAAGAGUAGCUGAAGUUGAUCCAGAAAUGAGAAUAAGAUUUACAUCACCUCAUCCAAAAGAUUUUCCUGAUGAGGUGUUAACUGUAAUUUCAGAAAAAAAUAACAUUUGUAAAAAUUUACAUUUACCAGCCCAAAGUGGAAAUUCAGACAUUUUGGAACGUAUGAGAAGAGGAUAUACACGAGAAUCUUACUUGAACUUAGCUCAACAUAUUAGGAGUUGUAUACCUGAUGUAACAUUUUCUAGUGAUUUUAUAGCUGGCUUUUGUGGGGAAAGCAAUGAACAAUUCAAUGAUACCAUAAGUUUAAUGGAAACUGUGAAAUACCAUAAUGCAUUUUUAUUUGCUUAUAGUAUGAGAGAAAAAACAAAAGCAUUUCAUCAUUACAAAGAUGACGUACCACAAGAUGAGAAAAUUGAAAGAGUAAAAACCAUGUUCAGUGUGUUUAGAAAACAAGCUACAAUUUUAAAUGCAAUGUUUGUUGAGACAGAGCAACUCAUAUUAGUUGAAGGUGAAAGUCGAAAAGACCCUACUAAGCUUUGUGGGCGAACUGAUGGUAACAUUAGAGUUAUAAUUCCAAAUAUCAAGUUGCCAAAUACCGAAAAAUCAAUAAAUCAAACUAUCAAACCUGGUGAUUAUGUAUUAGUAAAGAUAACAGAAUCAAAUUCGCAAAUUUUAAAAGGUACUCCUUUAAAAAUUACAAGCCUUCAAAAGUGCUCAACUGCUUUUGUUGAAAACAACGUUUAGAAUGUAUUCUUAUAAUGUUGUGUUACUUAGUUACUAAUUUUUAAAUU
Molecule: messenger RNA, 1910 nt
Organism: Adelges cooleyi (spruce gall adelgid)
Lineage: Eukaryota; Metazoa; Arthropoda; Insecta; Hemiptera; Adelgidae
Product: CDK5RAP1-like protein
Exons: 9
Coding region: 133-1863 (576 amino acids)
Biological process (GO): negative regulation of cyclin-dependent protein serine/threonine kinase activity; tRNA modification
Cellular component (GO): cytosol; mitochondrion
Molecular function (GO): tRNA-2-methylthio-N(6)-dimethylallyladenosine(37) synthase activity; 4 iron, 4 sulfur cluster binding
Source: RefSeq, a predicted model, not a curated record